AGGAGGGAGGCGGCCGCAUCCCGGCUGCUCUCCCCGGAGCCUGCGCAUGAGCACCGCAUCGCGCCUCCCGCCCUUCCCUCCUUUCCCUCCUCCUCCCCGUUCUUCUGCUCCAGCUCCGCGAGGGCCCGGCCGCCGCUCCGCGCCCCGCCCGGCCCCGGGAAUGCGCUGCUCGGCGGCCGCGGAGCGGGAUGGAGGUGGAGGAGGCGUUCCCGCUGGUGGGGCAGAUGGGCCCCUACCAGGUGUACCUGUGCGUCCUGCUGGCCGUGCUCCUGCAGUUACAUAGUGUGUCACGGGGAAGUGCGAGAGCAAGACUGAAGGCAGGUUCCACGACUGGUGUUAAUCUUUUGUCUGGUUUAUCAUCAGCCUCUGGAGCAUGGACCCACAGCUCUAUGUGGCCACUGAAGCCAUCCUCAUCGCAUUGGUGGGUGCAACUCCUCCCUACCACUGGGAUCUCCAAGGGCUCUCAGCUAAUCAGAGCCAUGGCAACCAUUCAGUGAGCGAGCAGGGAGCUUUUGGGGAAUGGCUUCUGACUGCCAACGGCAGCGAGGUGCGUAAGCACGUACACUUCGGCAGCAGCUUCACAUCCAUAGUCUCUGAGUGGUUUUUAAUUGGCAAUACAUCCUACAAAGUCAGUGCUGCCAGUUCUUUCUACUUCAGUGGUGUGUUUGUUGGAGCCAUCUCCUUUGGGCAGCUGUCCGAUCGCUUCGGGAGGAAGAAAGUCUAUCUCACAGGUUUUGCCCUUGACAUCUUGUUUGCCAUUGCAAACGGAUUCUCACCCUCAUAUGAAUUCUUUGCCGUUUCCCGAUUCUUGGUAGGGAUGAUGAAUGGUGGGAUGUCACUGGUAGCCUUUGUUCUACUGAAUGAGUGUGUGGGUACAGCCUACUGGGCAUUAGCAGGUUCUAUUGGUGGCUUGUUCUUUGCUGUUGGAAUUGCCCAGUAUGCUUUAUUAGGGUAUUUCAUUCGUUCCUGGAGGACUCUGGCUGUUGUGGUUAAUCUGGAAGGAACAGUCGUCUUUCUUCUCUCUCUAUUCAUUCCCGAGUCCCCCCGCUGGCUCUAUUCCCAGGGCCGACUGAACGAGGCAGAAGAUGCCCUCUACCUCAUUGCAAAGAGGAACCGCAAGCAGAAAUGCACUUUUUCAUUAAAACUCCCAGCAGAGAGGAGCUCCAGAGAGGCUGGCAGCUUUCUGGACCUGUUCCGAUACAGGAUUCUCCUGGGACGCACCUUGAUCAUGAUGUUCACCUGGUUUGUGUGCAGCUUGGUUUACUAUGGUCUUACCCUUAAUGUGGGUGACUUAGGCGGAAGUAUUUAUGCCAAUUUAGCCCUGUCAGGCUUGAUAGAAAUCCCAGCGUACCCAAUCUGUAUUUACUUGAUUAACCAAAAAUGGUUUGGUCGGAAACGAACGUUGAGUGCAUUUCUGUUCCUGGGAGGAUUGGCUUGUCUUAUUGUCAUGUUUCUGCCUAAGAAGAGAGAUACUGGAGUGUUUGCAGUGGUGAAUAGUCGCUCUCUGUCUUUGCUGGGAAAACUGACAAUCAGUGCUGCUUUUAAUAUUGUCUACAUCUACACAUCAGAACUUUAUCCCACGGUCAUAAGGAAUGUUGGAAUGGGUGCCUGCUCCAUGUUUUCCCGUGUUGGUGGAAUCAUUGCGCCUUUUGUCCCUUCAUUGAAAUCUGUACAGUGGUCUCUGCCUUACAUUGUGUUUGGAGCAACUGGUCUGUUGUCUGGGCUCUUAAGCUUGUUGUUGCCAGAGACCUUAAACAGCCCUUUGCUAGAAACUAUUUCAGACCUGCAGGUGUGCUCCUACUGGAGGCUGGGUGAUGAAGCCAUGUCACUGCAGGCCCUAGAUGGCUCACAGUCUGGAGACAAAGACAGCUCUGCAGGGAGUGGAAGUGAAGAUGAGGAGUUCUAUGAUGCUGAUGAAGAGACUCACAUGAUCAAGUAAUGAAAA
This is a messenger RNA of Passer domesticus (house sparrow), 1945 nucleotides long. RefSeq names its product solute carrier family 22 member 15 (gene SLC22A15). Gene Ontology annotation, molecular function: transmembrane transporter activity. Gene Ontology annotation, biological process: transmembrane transport. Bases 374 to 1939 code for a protein of 521 amino acids. NCBI's taxonomy places the organism in Eukaryota, Metazoa, Chordata, Aves, Passeriformes, Passeridae. The record is from RefSeq and is a predicted model, not a curated record. The transcript has 13 exons. Gene Ontology annotation, cellular component: membrane.